This is a messenger RNA of Ipomoea triloba (trilobed morning glory), 858 nucleotides long. RefSeq names its product LOB domain-containing protein 37-like. The record is from RefSeq and is a predicted model, not a curated record. Gene Ontology annotation, biological process: regulation of gene expression. The coding region runs from base 151 to 780 and encodes 209 amino acids. The transcript is spliced from 2 exons. NCBI's taxonomy places the organism in Eukaryota, Viridiplantae, Streptophyta, Magnoliopsida, Solanales, Convolvulaceae.
CAGUUUCUUGUCGGUCUAAUCGAUCUUUUCCUCUUCAUCUUUCUUCAUGAUCUGGUAACAUAUAUUCCUCACACACAUAUAUAGUCCUUACACUUACUCCAUCAGAAGGGUCAAUUAAUCUGCAGAUCAGAUCGAAGAAAUAUAUAUAUAAUGAGUUGCAAUGGGUGUCGAGUUCUUAGAAAAGGAUGCAGCGACACCUGUAUUCUCAGGCCCUGCUUACACUGGAUACAGAGCGCCGACGCUCAGGGCAACGCCACCAUCUUCGUUGCCAAGUUCUUUGGCCGCGCCGGCCUCUUGUCCUUCAUCUCCGCCGUCCCGGAGAACCAAAGGCCUUCGCUGUUUCAAUCCUUGUUGUAUGAAGCCGCCGGGAGGACGGUGAACCCAGUGAACGGGGCGGUGGGGCUGCUAGGGAGUGGGAAGUGGCACGUUUGCCAGGCCGCCGUGGAAACCGUGCUCCGCGGCGGCGAGUUACGGCCGAUCCCGGAGUUUCUCGGCGGAGUAGCGGACGGCGACGAGGGUUCCGACUGCACGGCGCAGAAACUGUCAAACUUGCCGGACGGAUCUUCAAAAGGAUUAAAGGUGGCGGCCGAUCUUGAUCUCAGUCUAACGCCUGGCUUUCAGGCUAGUCAUACACCGUUGCCGGGGAAACAACGGUGGCCGCCGCGGACACUGUCGAUGAACUCCGAGGAAUCGAUUACCACUACUACUACUUGCUUCGAAGGUGGGUUUGGGAUUGGAGAUCAAGGAGGAGUAGAACCUAAGCUACUCAACUUGUUUUGAUUAAUUUCUUAUUAAUUUUGUUUUUCAUCGGAUGUAUACUUAGUACGGAGUAUUUUUUAUGAAAAUCUUUACCCAGAA